Molecule: messenger RNA, 4881 nt
Organism: Acromyrmex echinatior (Panamanian leafcutter ant)
Lineage: Eukaryota; Metazoa; Arthropoda; Insecta; Hymenoptera; Formicidae
Source: RefSeq, a predicted model, not a curated record
UUCGUCGGUUUACUCAUGCUGGGAGUGCUGAAGCGGCGCUGGAAGCCAUCGAAAAGGGCUUCCAGCGGCCGCGGACCCGAUUCGCCCCUCAGCUCGGAUUUAGCGCUUGACAAGCCUCGCUCUAUACCAUCCCCCAGGCAAAUCCAUCCCUUAUACGGGGAAAAAGCUGGCCUUUUGGGUUACUGCGACACGGUCGGUAACACGGAGAAUUACCCACCAGCCCCUAACAUCGUUGUCGAGGGUGGCAGAAUUGAAUUCGUGCGCCCCUCGCAAGAUGGCACGACAACAACCCGAAGGAACACCAUGUCCAGAGCUUCGCAGACCUUCAACGAACAUGAGGAGAAGUCCGAUCCCGCCAAGGAAAGCCUGGAGGAACGAGUGCAAGAGUUGGAGCAAGCGUUACUGGCGGAACGUAUCGCGGCUCAACGAGAUCGAGCAACGAUCACAAAAUUGCAGCGGCAAAUCAACAAGAGGGAGGCCACGCAACGAGAUGUGGAACGAGAACGCCGGCAACGAAUGGAGGCCGAAGCUCGAGUGCGCGAGGCUACGGCUGAGGCUGAAAGAGCACGCUCGAGAGUCCAUCAUCUUCAGAAAGAGCUGGCCAGAAUGGAAGAAUCGUCGCGGAAUCUGUUGCAACAUAAGCACCGGGCCGAACAGCUGAAGCAGGAGAAAACGGCGCUUACACUGUCCUACGAAGCGCGCGUACACCAGUAUCAGGCGCAGAUAUCAAAACUGCAACUGGAGAAUGAGUCGAUGCGUGGUCAACUACGCGGCCUGGAGGCAGCAUGCGCCGGUGAAGUGCACGCCGCGCUGGUGGCACGUUUGGCAACCCUUGAAACGGAGCACGCAGCCUUAGCAAGAGACGCUGAUGCCCAGCGUCGACAGUAUGAGCGGUGCUUGGAUGACGUCGCCAACCAGGUGGUCCGCGCUCUCCUAUCCCAAAAGGGUCUUAGGGAGGAAAUAGGUGCAUUGCAGAGACGUAUACGAGAGCUUGAGGCUCAAAAUCGAGCAUUGUCAGGACUCUUGGCGCAGGCUGCCAGUCCUGAAAGCCCUACUGAACUUAUCCAAGGAAUUCUCGAGGCUGGUCCAGCCGCCCUGGUUGCCGCUUUGGGUCUGGACCCUUCCUGGAUACCUCUCUCAAGACCGCGUUCCCUCAAUUUGCAAAUACCCGUGAUGGCAACCACUAAGUGCCGACGUAGUAGACCUCUUGCGCAAAAACCGUCGGAGGAAGAAGGCAGCGAAAGCCCAGAAAGCGGUAAUCGCGACGAGGGCUACUCGACCAUGUCGAGUGACGUUCAAGGUGAAGGUACGCGUCAGGAACCAUCUGUGCGCGGCCUCGAAGAUCUGAAGGAGGCCACCGACGAGACCGAAGCUGAUGUGUCGCCGGAUGCUCGUCUUGUCGCCCUCGACGCCAGCGAUCCAGACGUCCUCUUUCUACCUCUGAAUCUCACCGUGGGCAUCAAUCCGCGCCACAGCUAUCCGCCGACUAAAGAUCUGUUACCCUAUCAACAUGUAAUGCGUAGCUUCUCCGACAGUCAUCUCUGUCUCAAGCUCACUACUACCGCCAAUUUUACACCAUAUAAAUUGCCUAGCCCCAUAGGCUCAUCUUCUCUCUUGCUGGUGGAGGAGGAAGGCUGGGACGCCGAAUAUGUGCAGCAAUGGCUUAGGCUCGAUGACAGUAGAAGCACGCAACAACAUCGAGAUCUGCUCGAAUUGGAAUACGACAGAGCGGAGUUGGAGGAUUGGAGUUUCUCCCUGUCCACGGAAGACCUCGUACAAAAUGAAUCCGCAAUGUGGAAGGAGCAACCAGCUACAAAUACACCUGCCCUACCAGCAAUCAAGGAACAUAAUCUUCUGGAAUUGGAGGAGGACGCGAACGAAUGUCUGUGGAACGGUGCGAGCUAUCUUGCCGAUAGGACCGGAGGAGAGCUGGUUGCGCUUUUAAUGGACGCGAGGACAAACGGACCUUGGCCGUAUGCCUCAAGUCCCGGUGCGUCCUGGAGUAGCGAGGAGGGUGCCCUGGAGAACUCGAGUAAGCGUUCAUCGGCGGCACUCUCUGGCUGCAGCGACGAUCCUGACACUCCGUCAAUCGGCACUGACUUCACCAGAGACUUUUACCGGCUAGUAAAGUUCGAGAGUACCAAGAGCUUGGCGAGCACGUCCUCCAGAAGUGGUAGACCACCACCGGAUAGGGAACAAGCGCUUCAGAGUGUUCUGUCUUUCAUCGCCGAACAACAGAUGUACCUCGCAGAGUUACCAAAUAAUCCCGUGGAACCGCAGAACGUGUCUCACUCGACCGAAGAAUUGGUCCCUAACAAAAAUGAUUCUACGGGAGAGACAAAGAUAGCGAAGCUAGAAAGUUCGUCCGUUCAAGAGCGUAGUAUCGGAAACGCGAAUGAAAUGAGUAGCAACGAUGAGCUACUCGAUCAGAUACAGGUACCACCGUUGGCACUCGAGGAGAGGAUUGUAAGUGCUGUGUCGUGUAAUGGCGGUAUUGCAUAUACAACGGUAGCUCCAUCGGAAUUGGGAGCUGUUCCCGAAGAGGACGAAGAGGCAACUUCCUCUACGCCUAGUACAGUUGUUAGUCCGGCACGAGCAACGCUUCUCGUGGAGGGCAGAGAUCGAACAUUGAGCUUCCAUGAACGCGCCACAUCCAAGGACGUUAUAGAUGAAUUGAAUCGCAUGAUUCGGAAGGGUGAAGAUACUACCGCUGUUAACAUCGUUAACAACGAAUCGCAGGUACCGCUUGAGAAAUUGGAUCUUGCUUGCUGCUGUCCGACAGGAUGGGUUCACGUUGAACGUGAUAUUGACUUCACCGACCCCAAGGCCAGAGCAAAUCUCUUAGACGUGAUGUUAGCAAGCAGUGAAAGUUCUUCGGCGACAUCGAGUAGCGGUUCGGCGGGUAGCGAUUCGGGAGAUGAACCACCUGAUUAUCGCCACUUGCAUAGAUUACAUCGAUAUCGGCGGCAAAAAAAAGCGUCGGCGGCCCAGGCGCAACGCGUCCUCCGGCUGCCGUCCACCUGGGGCUCGUCCCGACCGUCAAUCAUCGGCCGUGGCGAUGACUUCUUCGUACGCUACGGGGAUAAGGAGCGCGAGGCGGUGGCCUCGUUCGAUUUCCUCGAUGAAUUCGUCGCGGCGGUGACAACGUCGUCAGCGAUAGGACCCUCCUCAUCGCUCGGCUCGGACAGCAGUCCUCUCGACUUGGACAAUAAUGCACCAUCUGCUGAUCUCAACAGCGACAUCAUGAAGCUCUCGCCAUUCUAGGAUCAACAGCAAUGACAGAUUAAUUUUAUAAAACGCGUAAAAUUUUUUGUCUGAACACGAGCUCUUCUCAACUGAUGAAACGCAGCCUUCAUUCUAAGUAUAAAUCGGGAAUAACUUUUCUUUAAUUCUAACUUUGUUUUAAUCCCUUUCUAACGAAUUGUUUUUAAUAUGUUAUAUUUUUUAAUGUAGAAAUUGAAUAUCAGGUUGCACCUCGUCCUGAUAAAGCGAACAGCAAUGUUUAUGAAACGUUGAUAUUCUAAUAAGACACAUCUGAACACGGAGACACGUAAAAGCUUCUAUAAUGUAGAAGUUUUUAAUAGAAUUUUUUUAAUAGAAUUUUUUCAUAGUUUUCAUAGUAAACGAUAAAAACGGAUUAUUUCUCAAUUAUAAAUCGUUAAAAUAUUUUAUUUUAUUUACUGAAUUUAGCAAAAAUCGUUGGCAAUUGAAGAGUUAAAGAGCUCCUUAAUAUAUUAGUCUUAAUCUGUAAUUAUUUAUUUUUCAAAAAAUAUGUUACAGUAAUCAGGUUUUAUUUUUUUUUAUAUGCCGACUCUGUAACGUACAUGUAUAACAUAAUUCUUCUAACAUGUGUUUUGUGUAUGUAAAUUUUAUAGCAUGCAUCUUCUGGGAAGAGUCUCGUAAAUUCACUAAACAUGAUAUCAUUAUUAAAUAUUCUUUCCAAUUAUGCCAAUUAUAGUGAAUCAAAAUGACGAACUUGAAUGUCUUAUACUAUUCCUAUUUACAUAGUAAAAAACAAAUAAUUAUUGCAACCAACAUUAUGCUAAUAGACACAUUUUGUCAAAGAUCGAUUAUUUUGUUAAACAUGUAAGACAUGGUGGAAUCAGAAUUCUGAAUCCACCAUGAUGUAAGAGAUGUCACAUUAGGCCAAUCGCUCUCCAUCUCCUUAUAAUGAACGAUAAGAGAACAAUUUGUACAUUACUCUGCAAUCCUCAACACCGCGUUUCAAGUUUCAGAAUCUUACAGUCCUGACGUUUUAAUUGUAAGUAAUUGUGAAACUCGAAAUAUUGCGCAUUGAAGAUGGAUUUAUAGUCUGACAGAAGCUUGUUUUGUCUCUUUUUCUCUGCGAGCUUCCUCUUAUUUCAGAUAUAAAUACUGUGGUACAGUCGGAGAUAAAUGAAAAUGGAAGCUGAUUGACUAGGGCGGAUUAGCUCGAAUUAGAUACAAGCUGUGCUCAUAUUUGAUCCCAGCUCUUGUUCUCGACUAGAGCCAAUCUGUGUCAAGUUAAAUAGAAUAGCCCAAUAUCUUUUUCAGCAUAAAACUACAUAAACUUUGUGUUACAUUCGCAUUGUAUCUCAAUGCGCUAAACGAAAAGGAUCUACUAAUGUGCGAAUAAAUAUUAAUCAAAGAAUUAGUGAUAAGGAUAUGUAAGCUGUAGUAACACUACAUGUGACACUAAAGUAGUGUGUAUGAUGGGCACGAAUCGUCACGAUUGGAAGGCUCUCGUACCGGAAUAAAUGCACUCUGAAGACAUAAACGUAGAUACAAUUCAUCAUCUUUUUAAGAAUAUUUCGGAUAUUGCGAUUAUAAAAAGCGAGAUUUCUGAUAGUUUGAAAAUUCGAUUAUAAUAUUCUUUUGCAAAUAUUCAUAUUCAUUGCAAGU